AUGGUCCCACGCCCCCCCCUUCCCGCCAGGUUCCGGCAGCUGGUGGCCCAGCACGAGCCCGAGGUGCAGGAGGUGUCCCAGCUCUUCCGCUCGGUGCUGCAGGAGGUCCUGGAGAGGAUGAAGCAGGAGGAGGAGGCCCACAAACUGACGCGCCAGUGGAGCCUGCGGCCCCGCACCGGCCUGGCCCCCUUCAAGACCCGCGCGCGCAUCUCCCCCUUCGCCAGCGACAUCCGGACCAUCUCCGAGGACGUGGAGCGGGACACGCUGCCGCCGCCCCGGGCCUGGAGCAUGCCCGAGUUCCGCGUGCCCAAAGCCGAAUGA
Carlito syrichta (Philippine tarsier) is the source of this 321-nucleotide messenger RNA. It is a transcript of the gene RD3, whose product is annotated as retinal degeneration 3. NCBI's taxonomy places the organism in Eukaryota, Metazoa, Chordata, Mammalia, Primates, Tarsiidae. The transcript has a single exon. The record is from RefSeq and is a predicted model, not a curated record. Bases 1 to 321 code for a protein of 106 amino acids.